AUGCCGGUUGUCCAGCACCGCUCACGAAGGUUGUCGACUUCCUCAAACACAGAUGACUUGCACGCGGAAAUAGAUUCGCUGCAGGCCCAGCUGGAUACGACGCAGUCGAAUCUCGGAACGCUCCGUGGCACAAACAACCGUUUAAACGAUCGUAUCCAGAAUCUUGAAGCACAGCUCGACGACAAUGCGGUGCAUGUGCAAACCCAGGAGAAGGAUAUCAAUUCCUUGCGACGACAGUUACGAAUAAGUGGUGCCGAGAUUACGAGAUUACGAACGGAGAGAGAGGUUUUAGAGAAAGAUUACGAAGGCGUCCAGAGGGAUGUUAUACGAGAGCAGGAUGAACGGAGAAAGCUCAUGGACAAGGUCGCAGAGCUGGAGGAACAGGUGGCAUCGGCGCUCCAUUUGCACGUUGUGUCGAGUAACAGAGUUGGAAGUUCUGGAGGUAAUACGGACAAGAAAAGACCGACUUCGUGGCUGGAUCUGAGUGCAAAACUGCGGGAAACGGAAAACGAGCUCGAUGCUGUCCAGCAAGAGCGAGAUUGGCUAGAAGGUCAAUUAGAGAAAUUCAUCCAUGCUAAAGAUGCUCUGGACAGCAAUUUUAGCAUCAAGAAUUUACGCUCCCGGACGAGCAUGAGCUCUAUAGCAGAAAGCGCGCGCAGCUACGGAUCGAGCAGCCGAAGAAGCAGCACAUCUUCGCAUGCGCCCGUAAACAAACAAUCCUUAGGCCAGGAGCUUGGAUUGGAAUGGAAUGGAGAGUACGAAUCGGAUGCCGACUCCGACGGUUCUGGAGACUCCGACUCUACUGAGAGAGCAGAUAACGAAUCAGAAACAGAACAACCGCCAGAAGUUCCCCGGAUAGUAGCUGACGACGAUACCGCUUCAGUCGCCUCAUCCUCAAAGCAGAACCUAAAGGAUUUUGCCUUGAGGUUAGACACAUCUGGUCGCCCCUACCGAGGGCGGUCUCGGGCCCCGUCUGCUGCCUCGCACCGUGCUCCAUCAAUUGCAGCAUCUAUUCGAUCCCGAAUGUCUGCUCGCCCUGGCAGUCGACUAUCGAGUUUAGAUGAUAUACCGCCACCUCCUGUAACGGCUACUGCUGUAUUCCACGAGAUCGAACGCCAGCACGACGCCAAAGUUUCCAAACUGCAAAACGAUAUCGUGACUCUGAGCACGGAUUUGCAGGGGGAAAUCGAGAUUUUGCAACAAGAAGUCAAUGCUGCACGAGAAGAACGGGAUGUCUGCGUUUUGGAGAUUCAGAAGUUGAACACUGACCUAAGUGUUGCCAAUGCUCGCCAUGAAGAUUCUAUAUCGACACUCGAGGUUGCUCUUGCCGCUGCAGAGGCAGCAAAAGGACAAGCAAAAGCAGAACUACAAGCCAAGACAGAAUUACUAGCUGAAGCUGAAUCACAAGCCAAAGCGGAAUCACAAGCUAGGGCGGAACUACAAGCCAAGUUGGAAUCGCAAACCCUGCCGCCCCCUGUUGUGGAAAUCGUAGAGGUCCCAGCGGUCAAAGAGAUCAAGGAGGUCAAAGAAAUCGGUGUCCAAACAGAUUCCUACGAGCCCGCUCCGGUAUCUGGUGUUCCUGAGAUUUCGGAGUCUCCCUUCCCUGAAAUUCCUAAAGAAGAAUUAGCGGACGUUGUCGAAGAACCCGAGGAAACAGUUUCUGAAGAGCUAGAAGAGGCGAUGGCAGUCAUCGAGGCUCCUGCCUCAGUUGAACAUCCCGUGUUGCUAGAAAUCGCAGAGCCUCCGGUCACCCACUUUACCGCUGCCCUAGAGGCUGAGAUUGCCACGCUCAGGGAACAAGAGCAGCUCCGAUUGACCGAUAAUCUGAAGUUGAAAUCGGAAAUAGACGUUUUAACUCGAGAUUUAAGGGAGAAGGAUACGCUGCUCCGGGCUGAAGUUGUCAGGCUGGAAAGCCAUCUGGAUGAGCUUAUUCGCGACAACCGCAAUAUGAAAGAUGAUGCUGAGAUCAAUCACUACAAAGUCGAAAAUCUUGCAGAUGAACUGGAUCGAACCCGAGAAUUGCUCCAAAUUCAAGCCGGCGAAAGACGCGAGUUUAUGGAGGAAAUAGAGCAGCUCCGGGCGCGAAAUAGGGAACUGGAACUUCAAAUGCGUAUUCGGUUGGCUACCCCGUCUCCGGUUCCACAGGAGGGCCCGGAUGAACGUUCGGCCGCCGAUAUGACUCCUUUUACUUUCCCUCUGAAGGAUUCCUCAAGCGCAAAAUCAGAUUUCGAGGAUGACACACUGGACAGAUCUGAGGACGAAUUUGCCCUCAUAUCUGAUUCGGAAUCGGACGUGCCACCGCCAGUUCCAAUCCCGACGAAGCAUAAGCGACGUAAAUCUAGCUCCGGAAAACAUAAAAGACACCAUUCUAAACGAGAAAAGAGGAGGGAGAGGGAGAGGGAAGAUAGAGUGGAGACUCCGAAGGAAACACCAAGUCCCAGGAAGCACUCACACUCAAAGCAAUCAUCAGUGUCUAAGAUCCCCACUGCUUCGAAAAUACCAUCAUCUACCAAGUCAACGAGAAAGAGUAUGACGCUGCCGAGAUCUGUUUCUGCACAGUUGCCCCCAGCACCAAAGUCACCGAGAUCCCCACCUACGCCGCCACCCGAGCCGCGAUUCGAACGCGAGUCCCGUGCAUCCGCCCAAGAACAGCCGCGGGCAAGGCCAUCAACCUUGGCCCUCAAAAUCCCCCGACCUAGUAUCAGCUUCCGUGGUGCACAAACGCCAGUUGAACCCCCACCCGACAAAACCUAUUGGAAGGAUCUUAUGGUUGGAGGCUACUCCAUGCCGCCGCAUGAGUACAAUAAGCAUCGUCGCGACAUGCGAAAUUUCCAUAAGAAUAUGCAAAUCAAAGUCACGGCGAAAGGCGUCGAAACAAAAGGACGGGUUGGAACUGGGGCUGGAUUCGGCGUCGGCAACUACGCAGAUGAACCAGAACUCAAGCCUAUUUCCAAAAAGAAAAUCCCUAAGCGUAGGACAUCUUUCUCUGAUGACGAAACCUACACCCACAAAGAAAGAGGCGGAUGGCUCUCCGGAGUGUUCCGCAAAUAA
Orbilia oligospora ATCC 24927 is the source of this 3051-nucleotide messenger RNA. RefSeq lists its product as uncharacterized. Bases 1 to 3051 code for a protein of 1016 amino acids. The transcript has a single exon. NCBI's taxonomy places the organism in Eukaryota, Fungi, Ascomycota, Orbiliomycetes, Orbiliales, Orbiliaceae. The record is from RefSeq and is a predicted model, not a curated record.